Saprolegnia diclina VS20 is the source of this 578-nucleotide messenger RNA. RefSeq lists its product as hypothetical. The transcript has a single exon. The record is from RefSeq and is a predicted model, not a curated record. Bases 91 to 495 code for a protein of 134 amino acids. NCBI's taxonomy places the organism in Eukaryota, Oomycota, Saprolegniomycetes, Saprolegniales, Saprolegniaceae.
CCGAACCAAACAACAGAGCCUUCACCUCGUCACUUUGUAAUUUACAAGAUCGCCAUCGCCCCGACGAUAUCCAAACACAGAUAGUAUACCAUGACACUCUGGUCGCGCGCUACCCCCAUGUCGUCGGCGUCGUCGUCGCCUUCGCCGCUCUGUGUCGCGGCGUCCUUUGAAGACCGCUGCAAGUAUGCGUUCAAGCGGUGCCCCAACGCGCGGUCCGCAAAACGCAACGGCCAGCUGCACUCGUACUGCGAGUUUCACCGCCGCCGCGCCAACUCGACGCAAAAGACGUACGCCACGAAGAAGAAAGAGGCCAUGGACCUCCUCGAUCAGUCCGCUUCGCCCGCGGUGCUCGUGCGCCGGCGCCACAGCGACAGCCUCGACGAUGACGAGUCCAAGUACGCGCCGCUGCCGUUCACACCCGAAGUGUACGAGCACACCGCGACGCUGUCGUGGCACGAAAUCGAAUACGUUCUGCGCGCCCUCUUUGCGUCGUAGAAGUCGCCGCCUCUGCGAGAUGCACCACCGCACGUCACCGUAGGCUUGGAUAUGAAUAAAGCGUUGACGUAUUAUUUAAACGA